Prionailurus viverrinus (fishing cat) is the source of this 2758-nucleotide messenger RNA. It is a transcript of the gene SNAI1, whose product is annotated as snail family transcriptional repressor 1. Gene Ontology annotation, biological process: regulation of DNA-templated transcription. Gene Ontology annotation, molecular function: DNA-binding transcription factor activity, RNA polymerase II-specific; RNA polymerase II cis-regulatory region sequence-specific DNA binding. The record is from RefSeq and is a predicted model, not a curated record. The coding region runs from base 1166 to 1960 and encodes 264 amino acids. Lineage: Eukaryota; Metazoa; Chordata; Mammalia; Carnivora; Felidae. The transcript is spliced from 4 exons.
AGGCUCUGAGCUGUCAGCACAGAGCCCGACGUGGGGCUCAAACUCACGAACUGUGAGAUCAUGACCUGAGCCGAAGUCGGACGCUCAACCGACUGAGCCACCCAGGCGCCCCUAGAAGUGUUGCUUUUAUCUAGUCGUACAUUUCCGGGAAUAGCUGCAUCUUAAAGUUCUUGGGAUUCAAGGAGCAACGUACACAAAACCCUGGCAGGACGCCUGCUGCACUGUGGGCACUCAGCUCCUGGACUUCUCUCCCUGGGCUUGUCCGUUCCGAUCCCAAUCCCAUGGGAACCUUAAAUUUAAUACGGCCCAAACUGAGUUCAGCAUCUCGGGCUUCCUCCCUCCAUGCCCCUCCCUCUUUAUCAUUCCCUCUUGCUAUGGACAGUACCAGCAACCCAUGAGUCUUCUUACCCCUGCCUUUAUACCCCCACCUUUGGCUAAAGCAGUUAAGUCCUGGACUCCGGUUACACAUCAGGAAAUCACAAGGUCUAAUGCUACACACGGCGGCAGUCCUUGAAGUCCUUUGUCAUCCCAGACAGACCAAGAAAAUGGCAUUUGAACCGAGACCUGAAUGAAACAAGGGACAAGCCUGCUGACCAGCCUCCCCCGAAAUGUGUAUAGUACUUCGUGAAUCCCACGCUCUUUGCGAGGCGCCAGCCUGGCCGAGGAUAUUUCCGCCCCCUCCCCAAGCCUGAGGCGGAGGCGGUUUCGGAACGUCAGGUGCCCAGACCCGCGGCGGGCGGCGCCAGGGGGCGCCAGAAGCAGACGACCGUGCAUCGCUGGGCAGGCGGGCGCGCGGGGUACCGAAGGGGGUCCCGCCUCGCCUGGGGCUCCCUGCGCCCGCCCCCGGCAAUCCGCCGCGGGGCGAUCGGAGCAGCGCCCGCGGCCGGGCCUCCGAGCGGCCCCCGCCCGGCCCCCAGCGCCACGCGGCGCGAGCCCCGCCAGCCCCGGCGCACCUGCUCGGGGCGUGGCCUCCGGCGAAGGCGCGCCUCGAUUGGCGCCGAGGUGACAAAGGGGCGUGGCAUCCUUCGACCACGCCCCUCCAGAGGCUGGAGUACUUAAAGGAGUUGGCGGCGCGUCUCCACUCAGAGCGCAGCGGCACGGCCUCGCGGGUGGAGUGCCUCGCGACCCCUGUGCGAACCGGCGACCCCCGGCUGCUUUGGCCACCAUGCCGCGCUCUUUCCUCGUCAGGAAGUCCGCCUGCUCCCGCCGGAGGCCCAACUACAGCGAGCUGCACGACUCUUCCCCAGAGUUUGCCUUCCAGCAGCCCUACGACCAGGCCCACCUGCUGGCGGCCAUCCCGCCUCCCGAGGUCCUCAACCCCACGGCCUCUCUGCCCACGCUCAUCUGGGACUCUCUCCUGGCGCCCCAAGCCCAGCCCAUCGGCUGGGCCGCCCUUCUGCCCCAGGAGGUCCCCAAGGCCGCGGAGCUGACCUCCCUGUCGGACGACGACAGCGGGAAAGGCUCGCAGCCGCCCAGCCCCCCCUCGCCGGCCCCUUCGUCCUUCUCCUCCACCUCGGCCUCUUCCCUGGAGGCCGAGGGUUACGUUGCCUUCCCAGGCCUGGGCCGGUUGCCCGCGCAGCUGGCCGGGCUCUCCGUGGCCAAGGACUCCCAGACUCGCAAGGCCUUCAGCUGCAAGUACUGCAACAAGGAAUACCUCAGCCUGGGCGCCCUCAAGAUGCACAUCCGCAGCCACACGCUGCCCUGCGUCUGUGGCACGUGCGGGAAGGCCUUCUCCAGGCCCUGGCUGCUGCAGGGCCACGUGCGGACCCACACCGGAGAGAAGCCCUUUUCCUGCUCCCACUGCAGCCGAGCCUUCGCCGACCGCUCCAACCUUCGGGCCCACCUCCAGACCCACUCGGAUGUCAAGAAGUAUCAGUGCAAGACGUGCUCCCGAACCUUUUCCCGCAUGUCCCUGCUGCACAAGCACCAAGAGUCAGGCUGCUCGGGGGGCCCCCGCUGACCCUCAAAGCUCCUUCUGCCUCUCCAGACCCUCCCCGGGCCAUUGCGGCCUCCAUCCUUCCAACUGCCACGGAAUUCCCUUCUGAGCUCCCCCUUUUGGCUGCGUUUGGCCCGCAGGACUCCGAGGACCUUUUUCCGGUUCUCUCUGCCCUGGUGCCUCGGUGGGCUCUGAGAGAGGCCUUCCCGUGGACGUUUCUGUGAACGGCUGGUGGGGAGGGUGGCUUGCAGCCAAGUGUUCUGGAGUUGGCCUCUCUGUGUGGGUUUGUGUAUCCAAAGGUGUUUGGAUACAGCUGCUUUGAGCUCCGGGACAAAAGCAGACAGACUGAUAGGAAGCUCCCCCCACUCAGGGGAACCCACUCCUCCCCCACCCGGAACCCUCAGGCCACCCCUCCAGGAGGUGUGACUAACUGCGCAGGUUCACCCCCAGGGCCUGUGGGGGCGGUCACUGACACAAGGACUGGUCUGGACCCCAGGUUGCCCCCCAGGCCUGGGCAGCUAUUUCAGCCUCCUGUUUGUCAUGGUGGCACCUGUUUCAUGGGCAAUUUAACAACGUCUCAAAAGAGACUGUGAGUAAUUGCUGUCACUUGUUGGGGGCCCGAGUGGGGUGCUUCAGCCUGACCGAUGUGUCUCCCAGAACUAUUUUUGGGGUCUGACAGGUGGGCCUGGGAGGAAGAUGUUUACAUUUUUAAAGGUACACUGGUAUUUAUAUUGCAAGCAACAUUUUGUACUAAGGAAACGUUUUGUAUAGUUAUAUGUACAGUUUAUUGAUAUUCAAUAAAGUGGUUAAUUUAUGUAUUAA